Messenger RNA from Anneissia japonica, 2890 nucleotides. RefSeq names its product nuclear receptor subfamily 6 group A member 1-like. Bases 80 to 1447 code for a protein of 455 amino acids. Lineage: Eukaryota; Metazoa; Echinodermata; Crinoidea; Comatulida; Comatulidae. Gene Ontology annotation, molecular function: DNA-binding transcription factor activity; zinc ion binding; sequence-specific DNA binding. The record is from RefSeq and is a predicted model, not a curated record. The transcript is spliced from 5 exons. Gene Ontology annotation, biological process: regulation of DNA-templated transcription.
UGUAAAACUUGCAUGUGGAUGGAAGCAAAGGCAAUUAGAAUGAUUACGCUGAAGUCAAGUCCGGGUUAACCAUAUCACGAUGAUUGCAUGGAGAUGGGGACAUUACCCCUACACAGAAGGAACUCAAAAAUCACCCACCGAACCAAGUUUAACACCAACUUAUUACAAGGACUAUCUGCCAAAGAACGAAGAAACAAAGACGUGUCUGAUCUGUGGAGAUAGAGCUACUGGACUGCACUAUGGAAUCGUAUCGUGCGAAGGCUGCAAAGGCUUCUUCAAGAGAAGCAUUUGCAACAAACGCGUCUACAGGUGUCUGCGCGACAAGAACUGUAUGAUGUCGAGGCAGAAGCGAAAUCGAUGCCAAUAUUGCAGAUUAAUUAAAUGCCUACAGGUCGGGAUGAACAGAAAAGCAAUAAGAGAAGAUGGAAUGCCAGGCGGGCGGAAUAAAAGCAUUGGACCUGUUAAGUUAUCAGCUGACGAAAUUGAACGGAUAAUGUCUGGUGAAGAUUAUGAUAGAGUAGAAAACGCUGAAGUAGCUGCAUUGAGCCCGUCAAGAAGUGACGGCUUUUCUGAGCAGUCUUCUCCUAGUUCAAAUGGCAGUGUAAAUUCAAGUGAUUCUGAUCGCCAGGAUGGGCAGCCUCUAGAAGCCGAUUUACGUCGAGCUACCUGGUACCCCAGUAGUAACAGUUCUCUUCUUCCAGAAGUCGAGAAAUUAAUUAUCAUUGAGACGGAGCAGCAACUUCAACUGCCUUACGAAUUCACAUCACAAACAAAUGUUGACUACAAUUGUUUAUUUGGGUUACUUUGUAAGAUAAUGGAUCAAACCCUGCAUUCUGAAAUUCUGUGGGCCAAGAGUGUACCCUACUCUAACAAGAUUCCGAUCACUGAUUUAACCCUAAUGAUAAGCAAUACUUGGGCAGAAAGUUUGGUUCUUGGGGCACUUCAGUCUCAUCCAAAAAAUGUCUUUGUUGGCCUUAGCCGCAUUCUAGAAAAUUAUUUUCCAAGCGAAGAUGAACUUCGUAGAUUUGGCCAAACCGGUAUAGAAAUUAUUGACAGCAUGACCACCACAGCGGCUCGGUAUCGAAACAUGGGCGUCAAUUUAGGAGAAUUCGUUUGCCUCAAGACGAUCAACUUCCUCAAUCCAGAAAUAGAUAGUUUAUCAGAUCCAACAGCAAUAGAAGAAAUGAGUAAACACUACUGCUUCCUACUUCACGAUCAUUCGCAGCUGAAUAAUAAAGCCCAGGCAGGACGCUUUAGAGAACUCAUGAUGUUGCUGCCUGACGUGCGUAUUCUCGCGCGCAAAUUCAAUGAAAUUUCUGUAGAUAGUAUCCCGCUACUUUUCAAAGCAAUCACCCAUGUGUGCCAAGUUCAAGCUACUGCAAUUUCUGUUCCUCAAUGCAGAGGUAAUGAAGCAACUACAUCUUCAAAUUUCUCCAAGAGUACAUAAUGACGUCACAGAUUUGAUUAACAAUUUUGCAAAUAAAACAACUAUUAAACUAUUUAAGUUCAUGGUAAUAUUUUCCCCCUGGAAACAUUACUUUAUACUUGCAUCAUUUGUAAUCAGGACUCACACAGUUCCACUAAUUCUGGUGGAAUAUGGUUUAUUUUUCAAUGAUAAUUUGGUAAUCUUACAAACAAUAGGAUCUUCGAAUUUCAUCAAUGAUAAUUGAACUCGCUAAUAUGUAUCACAAUUUAACUCUUUAGAAUAAAAAAAAUAGAUAUACUGUAUGUUGUUACCAAUUAUUGUAGUUUUUCCAAACAUAUUUUAUGGCAAAUUUGGUUAUUUACUUUUGGAAGAGUAUUUUAAGCCACUGAUUCUCUUUAUGGGAUAAGUGACAGAUUCAUGUAUUAAAACAGAACUGUUCAUGACUUAAGGAGCUCUCUUCAUAUAUUUUUGGCUGGCUUACAAUUAUAUUAAUUUUUUUAAUGAAUAUAAAAUGAGUUCUUGUCGUAGGAUUGUCUGCUGAGCGGUGAGAAGCUUCUUAACUACGUGCUCACUGAUAGGAUGUACCGUAGUGUACUUUUAGUAUGAAUAUUGAAGUGAAGAAACUCAAACAAAUGUUUAUCUGAAAAACUAGAUUAUGCAUCUGAAAUGUCAUUGCAGCUGUAGGGGCCUUUGUAUCCCCAUUUUUUAAUUUAUUGUAAUUUAUAAAAAAAAAAUGUACCUUCCUCUGAAUGAAUACAAAAAAAACUAAUCCCGGUUCUUGCUAUUCAACCCAUUAGUCAUAUUAAUCUGAGGAGUUUAAUUUUUACAAAUAAUUUGAUAAAUAUUGAUUUAUAAUCUCUGGGUCCAUGGAUUUAGUGGUUCGAAAUUUUAUAAUAAUAGAUCUUACUGUAAUUUGUUUCUCUGAAGUUGUAAUUUCUGAAGACGAUAAAGCUUACAAUUGAGUAUUAUUAUCAAUAAACGUAAAUAAACUACAAAUUCUCAUAAAAAUGUUUAUGCUAAAUACGCUAAUGCUGCUUUAUUUGAUUACAGAUGAAUCAUAUGUGCCUGGAUUCCUCACAUGCUUGCAACAUGAAGGUACUGUAUUGUUAAUACACCUCCAUGCUUGCAGUAACCACAAUGAAUUUUCUAUCAGUUGUGGUCAUCCGUAGGCACAUAGUCGUUGGUUCAAUCAAAUGUGCUUUAUUUUUUAAAUGAUUAUAAUUAUCUGAUCCCUAUUCAAUCGAAAGCUCUGUCCAAACUGUCAAAUUUUCAUUGACAAACAAAAACGGAUGUAUGCCCAUAUAUACAGUAGUCAUGAUGUGCCUAUAUAUGGCCAUGAUGUGUUGUUGUCAUGAUUCUAUUAUUUAGGCAUGUCAUAUGUUUUUGUCAAACAAGAUUUGAUAGUUUGAACGGGGCUUUAGUAGUUUAUAUCUGAUGCCAAAUGAAUACUAAUAAUAAUUUUUA